CAAUUAGGCCCUCUGAGUGCAAACUUAUUUUCCGUCAAAAUUCCGAUCUCGCAUAAGCCAUUUGAAUCUUUCACAAAACCCUAAAUCCCUAAAAAAACCCCGAUCCCCAAAUUGGAACCCAAUUCUCCGAUUUCUGAUCCUAAAACUCCAUCCAAUUUUUCGAGCUAUUACGUUAAAUCAUGGGCAUAAUAAGAAGCAGCUUUUCGUUCAUCGCAGGCACAGCUUGCGGGAUUUACGUUGCCCAAAACUACAACGUCCCCAACAUAAAAAAGCUGGUUGACUCCGCCUUCUUCGUAGCCAAGCAUGUUGAAGAGAAGUACCGCAAGCCCAAGAACAAGGACGACGACUAGAUCCUAAAUACCAUGCUGUUGCCAAGAAUCAAUAGACUCAACAGGUCCAAUGUUGUUUUCUCUUCUUUAAUUAUGGAAAAAAAAAAAGGAAGUUAUCUUUUUGGAUUAAAUACGAUAUUGAGGUUUUUUUUUUUUUUGUGUACAUUUUACAAAUUGGGGGAGGGGAACCUUGAUCUUUGGGUGCCAACAAAAUAGCUUACCCAAUAUUUUUUUCUGGCGAUAUUAGGAUUUGAAAACAGAAACCAAGAUAAAUUUUGUUGUUAAUUAUAACUUGCAAUUGAAAUUUUAUUUAAUUGUAUUUUUGGGGGGCACUAUGUUGAAAUUGGAUUGUUCGUUGUUGAGGAAUAAAUAUGAUGGCGCUAAUCUACUCAGCGUUUGUUGUUUUCA
Messenger RNA from Gossypium raimondii (Peruvian cotton), 737 nucleotides. RefSeq lists its product as hypothetical. The coding region runs from base 180 to 350 and encodes 56 amino acids. Lineage: Eukaryota; Viridiplantae; Streptophyta; Magnoliopsida; Malvales; Malvaceae. The transcript has a single exon. The record is from RefSeq and is a predicted model, not a curated record.